This is a messenger RNA of Plectropomus leopardus (leopard coralgrouper), 3107 nucleotides long. It is a transcript of the gene mon1bb, whose product is annotated as MON1 secretory trafficking family member Bb. Gene Ontology annotation, biological process: vesicle-mediated transport; protein targeting to vacuole. The record is from RefSeq and is a predicted model, not a curated record. Gene Ontology annotation, cellular component: Mon1-Ccz1 complex. NCBI's taxonomy places the organism in Eukaryota, Metazoa, Chordata, Actinopteri, Perciformes, Serranidae.
UAUCUCACCGGACAUACAAUGGACCUCUGUCAGAUGUCGAAAAUACCACUGAAGAUCCAACCUGCUGUUAGAUAACAGAUGAAAAUAAGAUUGUUUGCAGCCGGGCUGGUGAUGAAAGUUGAUGUAGCGAAUUAAAUAUUCAACCCAACGUUUCGGCGGUACCAAAUCUGACUGGGAUGGUAUCAUGGAGAGAGACAAUCAUCAAGAAGGAGAGGCACAGGGAGUAAAGAUUUAUGAACCAUCCCGUGACAGCAAUCCUCCUGCUGACACGUUGGCGACUUCUCUCUCCCUCUUGGGGAAUCACAUGUUUCCUGAUCCGGUGGAGAGAAACGACAGCACCGCUGUUAACAAAGAGGAGCCUGCUGAUUCACACCUGUCAGAUGUUACAGCAGAGAAGAGUCUGGACGCCGAGCCCCAGGCUAACCAGGUAACAAAGCAAGAGACUGAGGUGACAGAAAGCUCUGAGUGUCAGAACAAUGUGUCCACGCAGCCGUCUGACACAGAGACGGAGGACGCUGUCACCGACAAUGACCGCAGCGACUCUGGGGAGUUUGUCGUUACAAUGCUGGCCAAGGCCAAGCUGGAGGAGCAAGGUAUAGGCGUGAAGGGAAGGUCAUCUCCCUUGUUGGAGGCUGGCACCCAGGAAACUCCUGCUUUUAUGUCUCAUCGUGACGAGGAUGUGACAGCUGACAGCUGGCGGCAGCACAGGAAGCAUGUUUUUGUGCUGAGCGAAGCAGGCAAACCCAUAUAUUCCCGAUACGGCAGUGAAGAGGCUCUUUCCUCUACAAUGGGAGUCAUGAUGGCGCUGGUUUCUUUUGUUCAAAGUGGAGACAAUAUCAUCCGCUCGGUCUAUUCAGAGGAGCACACCGUGGUGUUCUUACAGAAAGGGCCCCUCGUGCUGGUGUGCGUCUCCAGCAGUCGUCAGUCUGAGCAGCAGCUGCGUGGAGAGCUCCUCUAUGUGUACUAUCAGAUCAUCAGCAUGCUCACCCAGGCCAGCAUAUCCCGCAUCUUUGAACACAAGAAAAACUACGACCUGAGGAGACUCCUGGCGGGCUCAGAGAAGAUCCUGGACGGUCUUCUCAACCUGGUGGAUUCGGACCCCAGCUUCCUGCUAGCAGCAGUACACUGCCUGCCCCUAGCUUCCUCUCUCAGGGACUCUCUCAGCCAGAUCCUGCAGAAAGCGAUCACCCCCAAUCUGGUUUUCUCCAUCCUCAUCGCCAAGAACCAGCUCCUCACCAUCGUCCAAGAAAAGACAGUCAUUGAGGACACCAGACUGGAGCCCGCUGACAUCCACCUCCUGCUCAACCUCAUCGGAGCCUCCUCAGCAUUUCAGGCCGGGGAGAUCUGGACUCCCAUCUGUCUCCCUCUCUUUAAUCCUGACUGUUACUUUUAUGCAUACAUUUCUUACCUGGACCCUCCAGAAUGCACUGUUUGCUUGCUGCUGCUCUCGACAGAUAAGGAGGCUUUCUACGCUGUAGCCGAAUGCAAGAGGAAGAUAGAGGAGGCCAUGAUGGCGCAGAACUCCCUGAGCCUCAUUGCCAAAGUCCAGUCAUACAGUGUGAGCCAGGUGGGCGUCUCAGACCUCAGACACUUCAUGUACAAGCCCUUUGAUGUGCCAGACAACUACCGCCAGCUCACUCAAUUCACCAGCCCAGAGAUGGAGGCGCCGUACAGCAGUGAGGAGGAGAAAAUGAGACUGCUGGACCUUUAUCGUUAUAUGCACAGUCGCAUCCACAGCACCUCACGACCCCUCAAACUCAUCUACCAUGUCGCUGAGAGGGAAACUCUGCUAGCCUGGGUCACAAGUAAAUUUGAGUUGUACACCUGCUUCAGUCCUCUGGUGACAAAGGCCUGUGCUAUCACUGCUAUCACUAAGCUCCUAAGGUGGAUUAAAAAGGAGGAGGACCGUCUCUUCAUCAGAUAUCCCCCAAAGUAUUCAACCACUCCAAACCCCAGCAAGAGCUCUCGAGGUGGUAAAUCUGACCAGCAAGACUCCACAGAUAACGGCUUCUUAUCUCUUCUAUAGGACUCUGUAAGUGCUACGAUAGUCGCUCGGCCUCAUUCAAUAAUAGUUUGUACACUGGUUCCAAAAUAUUUUUGAAGCCUCUUUUAACACUUGUUCGGACUUGACAGACUUUGACUACUGGAAUCAAACACUACAGAAGUUUUACACUAUUUAAGAAGGAAUGAACUCUUUCAGACUAGUAUUAUUUCUUUACCUUAACAAGAAAGCAUGUCAUUGCAUCAGUGCUUUCGAUCAGAAACAGUCAGGGCAAAACAGCAUUAGUACGUUUUAAAUUGAACUGUGGUAGGAAAUAAUUGCAAUGAUAUUUAAAUGUUUUUAUAUUGUUUUAUUACUGCAACAAGAGAGGAAAUCCCCUCACGGACAGUGAAUGUAUCACACAGACAGUUGGUUCAUAUGCUAUAACUGCUCAUGGCAGUACUUUAGGAUGAGGAGUGAAAUGAAGUUAAACUACCUUUCUCGCACUAGCUCUUAGAUCUCUUUCAUGAAACAAAAACAUCCCGAUGUUGCAAAACAGGAUAUGCAAGAAAUGAAGGUGUAUUGUGUUUUCGGGCUCAACAUAAACUGGAAUAACGACAACUGGUACUGCCAGAACGGGGAUGGGCCUCCAUGUGUCAUUCAGGGUCAUGAACAGACAAACUGUCCUGUGUGACUUUGGCUACACAUCCCUGUGGCACAACUUGAAAACAUGGCGUUGUCUCAUAUCACACUGAUGUUUCUAUUCAAAUGAAAAUGAUCAGGUUUCAUUCAUGUUACAUUUUGUGCAGAAAACAAAGUAGGAAGUCCCAGCCUGUUAAACCUGAUCACUUAACAUGAUCAGCAUUGUCGGUCAGUGUUUUCGUUGUCAUCCAGUGAAGCUAAGAAGAUGCCACAGAGCUCACACCAUGUUUUUCUGCAGAAACUUCUAGUCAGUCAACACUUGAUGUAGUGACUUCAGGCGACUUAUCUGUUUUUGGAUAAUAGUUUUGUAAAGAUGGUCUAUAAACAGUAGCCUCAUCUUUGUGUCCUUUUGAGGAAUUUCUUGUCAAUUCAAGUCUUAAGAGUAUGUCUAUAGUAUUAUUGAAUAAAUCCCAGGUUGCACAAA